This is a messenger RNA of Impatiens glandulifera, 2289 nucleotides long. Its product is annotated as subtilisin-like protease SBT4.3. The record is from RefSeq and is a predicted model, not a curated record. Gene Ontology annotation, biological process: proteolysis. Gene Ontology annotation, molecular function: serine-type endopeptidase activity. Lineage: Eukaryota; Viridiplantae; Streptophyta; Magnoliopsida; Ericales; Balsaminaceae. Bases 1 to 2226 code for a protein of 741 amino acids. The transcript is spliced from 10 exons.
AUGGCAAAUUCAAGAUUGUCUUAUUACUUCCUCUUAAGCUUUGUGGUUGCUUUGGCCAUUGGUCUAUUAUGUGAAGCCAUUGAUGAUGAUGAAGAAAGAAAGGUAUUUAUCGUUUACAUGGGAAGUCUUCCCGAAGAUAAAGGAUACAAAGCCAAGUCCCACCAUAUUAGAAUGCUUCAAGCUUUAGGCAAAGACAAAAUUACCGGCACAAUGGAGGAAACGUUGGUGAGAAGUUACACAAGAAGUUUUAACGGUUUUGUUGCGCGUCUUACCUCACGAGAGGCAAGAAAGUUGGAAAACAUGGAAGAGGUUGUCUCCGUAUUUGAAAGUCGUCUAUAUCAUACACAAACAACAAAAUCAUGGGACUACUUAGGUUUCUCUCAAGAUGUUCUUCGAAAUCCACCGGUUGAGAGCGACAUCAUAAUCGGCUCCAUUGAUAGCGGUAUAACACCAGAGUCUGAGAGUUUCUCUGACCAAGGUUUAGACAAUAUUCCCAUGAAAUGGAAAGGUGUUUGUGAGGGCGGCAAAAAUUUCACUUGCAACAAGAAGCUCAUCGGGGCAAAGUCCUAUACACAAGAGAGUGCGAGGGAUUAUUCAGGUCAUGGAACUCACACGGCUUCCACGGCAGCUGGAAGGGAAGUGCCAAACACUAGUUUUUUUGGCUUAGCAAAUGGAACUGCUAGAGGAGCUGUACCAGGAGCUAGAAUAGCCGCGUACAAAGUGUGUAACCUCGAAAGUUGUGAAGGUCAAGCUAUGCUAGCCGCAUUCGAUGAUGCCAUUGCUGAUGGUGUCGACAUUAUCACGAUCUCAAUAGGAAUUGGCGUACCCUCAAACUUGAGCAUAGAUGUUAUCUCAAUCGGCUCCUUUCAUGCAAUGGAGAAAGGUAUUUUAACCGUACAAUCUGGUGGAAAUAAUGGAAAUGACGGGUUAGGAUCAGUGACAAGUAUUGCACCAUGGUUGUUCACUGUGGCUGCAAGUAGUAUCGACAUAAAGAUCAUCAAUAAGCUUGUUCUUAGAAAUCAACAUACACUCAUUAGUACCGCAUUGAAUUCUUUUCCCACGAGCAUUAACAACAUAAGCUUGGUGUAUGGAAGAAUAAUCAGCUCCAAUUGUAGCGAAUCAGAUGCAAGGAAAUGCAAUCCUGAAUGCGUAGACCCUUCAUUAGUUAAGGGAAAGAUUGUAGUAUGUGAUGCCCUCGACGAUUCAGGUGCCAUGACCGUGGUGACCGAAUCCGGAGCAGCCGGGGUUAUUCUUUCAAUAAGAACAAAUAAUUCUGCUUCUUUUAAUGUACCUUUGCCAUCAGCACUUUUGUAUGACUCUGAUUUUUCUUAUGUUCUAUCUUACCUCAACUCCACAAGGUUUCCGCUUGCACGCAUAACAAAAAGUGAGAUUGUUCCCCUUGAGAAAGCUCCCGCGGUAGCUGAUUUUUCAGGAAGAGGCCCUAACAAAAUCUUACCACAAAUUUUCAAGCCUGAUAUAACCGCACCUGGCAUUGAUAUUCUAGCUGCAUAUUCUCCUUUCAGCGGACUUUCAGACUACACUGAUGACGACAAAAGACGCUCGAAGUUUAGCAUCAUAUCAGGAACUUCCAUGGCAUGUCCUCAUGUUGCUGGUGCGGCUGCUUAUUUGAAAUCAAUGCAUCCUCUUUGGUCUCCUUCUGCUAUUAAAUCCGCUCUUAUGACCACCGCUACUCCAAUGAAUGUAUCAUAUAAUGUUGAUUCUGAACUUGGCUAUGGAGCUGGCCAAAUCGAUCCCUUGAAGGCCUUGCAUCCCGGACUUGUGUACGAAACUUUUGUACACGAUUAUAUUAACAUGUUUUGUAGUCUAGGAUCUGAAGGAGACAAAUUAUUAAAAAUAUUCAGAAUAAAAAAAAGUUGUCCUAAAGGGAACCUAACAUCUCUAAAGGAUCUCAAUUAUCCAUCAAUGGUAGCCCCUGUGGACAAAGACUCGGCUUUCAACAUCCAGUUCUCGAGAAUAGUGAAAAAUGUUGGUCGACUUCCUAACUCCACAUAUCAUGCACAGAUUACCACUGGGGAUAGUGCAAUUCAUGUUAGCGUUGAGCCAAGUAUUCUAUCUUUUACACAAUUCAGGGAAACAAAAUCUUUUGUCCUGACGGUUAGUGGACAAUGGUUGAACCAAGACCAUAUUUCUUGUUCUUUGGUGUGGUCUGAUGGAACUUAUAGAGUCAGGAGUCCCAUUCUCUUGUAUAGAAAUUCAAUUGUUUGAUUCAUGAAAGGAUGACCCUACAAACUAUGCUUCAUAAUAAAAGAUUAAUUUGACUGUUGAGUC